Necator americanus (New World hookworm) is the source of this 330-nucleotide messenger RNA. RefSeq lists its product as uncharacterized. The record is from RefSeq and is a predicted model, not a curated record. The coding region runs from base 1 to 330 and encodes 109 amino acids. NCBI's taxonomy places the organism in Eukaryota, Metazoa, Nematoda, Chromadorea, Rhabditida, Ancylostomatidae. The transcript has a single exon.
AUGCUGACCGAAUUCGACGAAACAUGUGGAUGCAUCGGUCUUCAGCUGAAUCUACAAAAGACGAUGUUUAUGCGGAACGGAUGGGUCUCGGAUGCCCCAUUCACGCUCAACGGAACGAACAUAUCCGAAUGCACCAGCUACGUUUAUGUGGGUCGGGAGUUGAACAUGAUGAACGACUUGACCCCCGAGCUGGGCAGGAGGAGACGAGAGGCUUGGGGAGCGUACAAGAGCAUCGAGGAUGUAGUGAAGAAGACCAGGAACACCCGGCUCCGUGGUCACCUCUUCAACACCACCGUACUUCCUGCUUUGACCUAUUCUUCGGAAACCUGA